Molecule: messenger RNA, 1058 nt
Organism: Uranotaenia lowii
Lineage: Eukaryota; Metazoa; Arthropoda; Insecta; Diptera; Culicidae
Exons: 2
Coding region: 108-794 (228 amino acids)
Source: RefSeq, a predicted model, not a curated record
AAAUCCAGCCAAAUUUCGCCAAACAAAAACAAAAAUCUGCGUCGUAAACAAACAUUUUUCAGCUGUUUCCUUUGUGAACAUCCGAAAACGAUGGUUUUCGUUUCGGAAUGAGUGGCCACAUAUCGGACAGAGGCACCAACGGAAGCGGAAACGGCAGCAACGACAGCAAUAGGAACAACAAACGGCUUCGUUUAUCCCAAUCUCGAACAGGCUCAGAAUCCGCCACCGUAGACCGUGGGGCACCUGCGAUGGCUGCAGGUUCGUCUUCCAAUUUGCAGGAAAUCGAUCUGGCCGGAUGGCAGAAGACCCAGAUAGCGGUCUGCACCCUGGAAAAUACGGUGAACAUCGUAGUAGAAAAUUAUCACCGGUUCCUGGAGGCUCACCAGCUGGCAGACAAUCGUGGCGGGGAUGCUGAGGAGCAGGACAGACUACAGUACCUGUGGAAUUUGGAUGCGAGAACGGCCGAAAUGGAAACCGACCAGGAAGUGUUGGUAGAGGAUCAGGCUAUUCUGGCCGCUAUCAGCGAACAAGGUUUACAACCAGCAAGAGCAAUCGCUGUCGCAGGGGAUCCAUCAAGUUCCGGCAGUAUGGCCGGGUUGCUACCGAUUGAUGGUAGCACCCGCCGGAUAGACGAUUUUAAUCCGGAAGUCGAAUUAGUUCCAGAAGCUUUAAACAACCAUACGGGUAUUGAUUUUCUCGAAACAGCUGUAGCUGCUGCGAUCCAGGAGAAGGGCCUAACCAGUGCUGGUGGUCAAUUUUAUCAGGGAGACAUGGAAGAUGACGAUGGGAGGUAGUGUUGAAUGUCUCUCGGCAGAUUAAAUUUAUCUUACCAUUAACUAGCUUCGAAGCAGAGGAACUUCGACAUAUUACUUUGCGAAUAAUUAAAUCAACCACGUGUUAGAUUAUAAGAUGUUUCUUCUUUUAUUGGUUUAGUUAUUUAAUAUUUUAUUUCUUUAGAACCACGAAAGGUUCAAAACUUUCUAGUUGAGUGCUUACAAAUACAUUACUCCCGUAUAAACAAAAUAUUAGCAAAUAAACGAUCGUACUACAGUGUGGAU